Penaeus chinensis is the source of this 1927-nucleotide messenger RNA. It is a transcript of the gene Uba5, whose product is annotated as ubiquitin-like modifier-activating enzyme 5. Gene Ontology annotation, cellular component: cytoplasm; cytosol. The transcript is spliced from 7 exons. Gene Ontology annotation, biological process: protein ufmylation. NCBI's taxonomy places the organism in Eukaryota, Metazoa, Arthropoda, Malacostraca, Decapoda, Penaeidae. Gene Ontology annotation, molecular function: UFM1 activating enzyme activity. The coding region runs from base 71 to 1255 and encodes 394 amino acids. The record is from RefSeq and is a predicted model, not a curated record.
AGUAAUCGAGAAGGAAACAUCGCGGCGAAAGUAAGGCGGUUCCUCGGUCACGUCAGGACAGCUGUUCACGAUGUCUGUGGAAGAACUUAAGGGUAAAAUACAGCAGUUGGAAGCCGAACUCAAGCAGCUGAGAGAUGACAAGGGCUGUGCAAGAGAGAAAAUCGCCCAAAUGUCGGGUGAAGUGGUGGAUAGUAACCCAUAUAGCCGAUUGAUGGCCCUAAAGAGAAUGGGAAUUGUGGAAGACUACGAAAAGAUUAGAACUCAUACUGUUGCCAUCGUAGGAGUUGGUGGUGUUGGCAGUGUAACUGCGGAAAUGCUCACUAGAUGUGGUAUUGGCAAGCUUCUGUUGUUUGACUAUGACAAAGUAGAGCUGGCCAACAUGAACCGACUGUUCUUCCAGCCCCACCAAGCAGGGCUUAGCAAAGUUGCCGCUGCAGCUAACACUCUGCAAUUUAUCAAUCCAGAUGUUACAUUUGAAACUCAUAACUAUAAUAUUACAACCGUAGACAAUUUCGACCACUUCAUGGACAGAAUUAAGACUGGUAGUUUAACAGGUGGUCCAGUGGAUCUUGUGCUGAGCUGUGUGGAUAACUAUGAGGCUCGAAUGGCUGUCAACCGAGCUUGCAAUGAAUUGGCUCAGACUUGGUUUGAGUCUGGUGUUGCAGAAAAUGCAGUCUCAGGUCACAUUCAGUUCCUGAUCCCAGGGGAGGUUGCUUGUUUUGAUUGUGCCCCUCCUCUUGUGGUUGCGAGCCAGAUUGAUGAGCGUACCUUGAAACGUGAGGGUGUGUGUGCAGCCUCUUUACCCACAACAAUGGGUAUAGUUGCUGGCAUGCUGGUGCAAAAUGUUCUCAAGUAUUUGCUGAACUUUGGUCAGGUGUCCUACUACUUAGGUUACAAUGCCUUAGUGGACUUCUUUCCCACAAUGACGGUGAAGCCCAACCCUCAGUGCGAAGACUCUUGGUGCCGGAAGAGACAGGCAGAGUACAAGGCAAAGAAGGCAGCUGAGCCUAAGGUGGAAAAGGUGGUUGAGGAGGAGAAAGCAGUUGUCCAUGAGGAUAAUGAUUGGGGUAUUUCUCUCGUUGAUGAGACAACCCCCGAAGAGACCAGCUCUGAGCCCCAAGUAGCAGGUCUUGCAAAGGGUAUAACGGUAGCCUACGAGAGACCAGCCCCAACAAGCACCGAGGACGAGGCCAGUGUGGUCCAAACAGAAGACACAUCCCUGGAUGACCUCAUGGCACAAAUGAAGUCGCUCUAAGCUUAUUUCAUGAGUGGGAGUGAGGCAUGGGAGUGUAAUUUGGGACUGACAUCUUGCAAGAGAUAUUGACAAAGUAGAAGAGGUGGUGAGAAACCAAUUCAAAAUGUAUGUAUCACAGAAACUCUGAAAUAAUCUGAAUUUGUCUGAUGAUGAAUCUCUUCAAGAGUUAAAGAAUCAUUGUUUUUCUUCAGAAGAUAAAGCUGUAUCUCAACUGGUAUUAUUCCCAUAUAUUUUGUAAAAAAGAAAAAGAAAAAUCACAAGUGCCCAGAAUUUAAUUCAAUUAACUAUUAUUAAAGCUCUCAGAAUCUAUCUUUAUAAAAUAAUAUGAAAUACUUGCUUCAUUGUAUAUUUUAUUAGGAUAUUAUCAUUGGGUUGAUGUGAGGCUCAAACUUUCCCAUGGGAAGAAGAAAUGUUAUGAGUAUUUUAAAUUGAAUUUUUUUUUUCUUAUAGAAUAUAUUGUUUAUAUGUUUAGAAUAUUUAUAGAUCUCUUCUCUCUUUUGUUUCUUUGUUAUGAAUUAUGUUAUUUGAGAUUCUUAUAUUUGGUUUGAAAAUAUCAAGUCAGAAGAACAUUCCCCAUCUGCUGCUUGUUUUAUAUUUCACAAUCUUAAGAUUUAGAUUAUCAGUGUUGCUAAUUGAUAUACAUAUUUUUUUUACAUUAAAUUAUUGAUAAAU